Messenger RNA from Sapajus apella (tufted capuchin), 2900 nucleotides. It is a transcript of the gene DCAF10, whose product is annotated as DDB1 and CUL4 associated factor 10. The record is from RefSeq and is a predicted model, not a curated record. Gene Ontology annotation, molecular function: protein binding. NCBI's taxonomy places the organism in Eukaryota, Metazoa, Chordata, Mammalia, Primates, Cebidae. The transcript is spliced from 7 exons. Bases 102 to 1781 code for a protein of 559 amino acids. Gene Ontology annotation, cellular component: Cul4-RING E3 ubiquitin ligase complex.
CGGAGUUAGGCCGCUACACGCCGGAAGUGGCAGCUGAGUGGGGGCGCUGAGGUGUCUGCCGGCGGGGCAGAGGCCCGGAGCAGUGGGCGGGGGCGUUGGUCAUGUUUCCUUUCGGGCCCCAUAGUCCUGGAGGGGACAGGUCGGCCGGAGCCUGGGCUGAGGAGCCAGCGCCCUAUGAGGGGCAGGCAGCAGCCGCCAGGCCGCCCUCACCUCUACAGCCAGGGGCGGAUGUGACCCCUCCUCAUCCACCCGCCCGGAGCCCUCGCCGCCCCGGUGCCCCAUCGCUGUCCCCGGCCCCACGCGCCGGAGAGCUCGAGCCGCCCGGAGUCCCGGAGUCCUCGGCUGCCUCCGCCCAGGGAGAGCCGUCACCUCCCUCCCCUCCGCGCCGGCGGCCCGGGCCAGACUGCAAGGCCGAGAGUCGGGGCCAGCACCGCCUCAGCGCGGGCAUGGGCGGCCCUGGCGCCAGGCUGUUCGGGUGGCUGAAAGAGCGCAGCCUGGGGCGCGGGCUGUUCGUGGACCCAGCGCGGGACAAUUUCCGCACCAUGACUAGCCUCUAUGGUUCCAUCCACCCCGCGGACUCGGUGUACCUCAGCACCCGCACCCAUGGCGCCGUCUUCAACCUCGAGUACUCGCCCGACGGGUCAGUGCUGACAGUUGCUUGUGAACAAACUGAAGUUCUGCUUUUUGACCCUAUAUCUUCAAAGCACAUAAAAACACUUUCUGAAGCUCAUGAAGACUGUGUAAAUAAUAUCAGAUUUCUUGAUAACCGGCUGUUUGCUACCUGCUCUGAUGACACUACAAUAGCACUAUGGGAUCUCAGAAAAUUGAACACCAAAGUAUGCACUUUACAUGGUCACACUAGCUGGGUGAAGAACAUCGAAUAUGAUACUAAUACAAGACUCUUAGUAACAUCAGGAUUUGAUGGAAAUGUCAUUAUUUGGGACACUAACAGGUAUACAGAAGAUGGGUGUCCACAUAAGAAAUUCUUUCACACACGUUUUCUCAUGCGAAUGAGGUUAACACCAGAUUGUUCCAAAAUGUUGAUUUCAACAUCCUCUGGAUAUCUCUUAAUUUUGCAUGACCUUGACUUAACCAAGUCUUUAGAAGUAGGCAGCUAUCCCAUUUUAAGAGCAAGAAGAACUACUUCAAGUUCAGAUUUGACCACUUCAUCAAGUUCAUCUGGUCCUAGAGUUUCUGGCUCACCUUGUCAUCAUAGUGAUUCUAAUUCUUCUGAGAAACACAUGUCACGAGCCUCUCAAAGAGAAGGAGUUUCACCACGAAAUAGUCUUGAAGUUGUAACCCCUGAAGUUCUUGGUGAGAGUGACCAUGGAAACUGCAUCACAUCCUUACAGCUGCACCCAAAAGGCUGGGCCACUCUUCUCCGGUGCUCAAGCAACAGUGAUGAUGAGGAGUGUACUUGUGUCUAUGAAUUCCAAGAAGGAGCUCCAGUGCGACCUGUCUCACCUCGCUGUUCUCUACGACUGACUCAUUACAUUGAAGAAGCCAAUGUAGGCAGGGGUUACAUCAAAGAACUUUGCUUCAGCCCUGAUGGGCGAAUGAUUUCUUCCCCACAUGGCUAUGGGAUUCGCUUGUUGGGAUUUGACAAACAGUGCAGUGAACUUGUCGACUGCUUGCCCAAAGAAGCCAGUCCCUUGCGGGUGAUCCGUUCUCUGUACUCUCAUAAUGAUGUGGUACUGACAACAAAGUUCUCUCCAACACAUUGUCAGAUUGCCUCAGGGUGCCUUAGUGGACGGGUUUCUUUGUAUCAGCCAAAGUUUUAGGCACAACUUACAUCAAAUAAGGAACUCUUCUGGUGUUUGACUUAGGAAUUACUUCAAUUUAGGUGAAGUAUUUUCUUUUUAGAAGAUCUUAUGAGUUUGGGUCAAGAUCCUGGUUCUUAUGGGUCCAUGAAUACGCUUGUGACCUGAGUACUUGGUCAUCCGGCAUCAUACAGGCAUCUCCAAAUUAGACUCUAUGCAGCAUCAUCUUUUUCAGCAUUCCUCUGCUCCUGCUGAUCUGUGCCACUGAAUUCCAGUUCUUCUGGUCAUUUUGCAUGGUAGCUCUUGUCAAGUUCCUUCCUUCCUCACACUCUAUUUCUCUCUUUUCCCUCUCCCUACUCCUCUCUUUCUGUUUUUUGAUUUUGGUGUCAAUUUUGUGGACAUUUGGCAGGAGUUUUGAAUGGGGUAGGAGAAACCCAUGACAUUAGAGUUGAAUAAAACCUGGAAGUUGGAUAUUGGCAUAUUGGUUGUUGAAAAAGAAAUUUCAUCUUCACUUAUGAGUAUACUUGACCUUUUAAAGUUGCUGUUAUGUUUAUCUAUAUUGAGAAUAGAUAAUGGCAUUAUUCUUAUAAUCAUUAAGACAGUCUUGCAACAAAAUGUCUUUUAAGUUUCCUGUUAAAAUUAUCAACAGAUUUUCAUGAGAGGGAUUUAUUGUGAAAAUCUAGGAAAAAAAUUAUCACCUCUCUUUGUAAUUUACAUUACUUGUAUGAAUUUAACAUCUCUAGCAUGUAUCCUUACUUGAUAUUUUGUUCCUAUCAAGGCAUUAGACAGGAAAGAAGGAGAAAGAAUGGGCUUUGGUUAUUUCUAUUGUACAGAAAGGGAUUUUUAAAAUUAGAUUAGUACAAUAUCUGGCCAUAGAGUGAUGAGAACAAUGUGACAUAGAUUAUCUGUAUUUCAUCUGCCAGAUUAUUUGAAUCACACAGGAUGAUGUGUUAACAGUAUUGGGGUGGAGGAGGAAUCAAGAGUAAAGAGGCAGAGGUUUACUCAUUUUUCUUCCCUGAGCCAGGUGUCAUAAGCCAACCCUGUCACCAUUAGUGAGGGGAGAGUUGCAGUCCUUUUCAAGUUGUUACCGUAAGUACGGUAGUCAGUGACUUGGAUAUCAAGACUAAGUGCUGAUGUGAA